Messenger RNA from Acanthaster planci (crown-of-thorns starfish), 8506 nucleotides. RefSeq names its product dispatched RND transporter family member 1 (gene disp1). The record is from RefSeq and is a predicted model, not a curated record. Gene Ontology annotation, biological process: smoothened signaling pathway. Gene Ontology annotation, cellular component: membrane. NCBI's taxonomy places the organism in Eukaryota, Metazoa, Echinodermata, Asteroidea, Valvatida, Acanthasteridae. Gene Ontology annotation, molecular function: transmembrane transporter activity.
CAGAUCAUGAAUAUUCAUGAUCCUCCAGUGAUCCAAUCCCUGCAGACAACAGCUGCAGAUGCCCCUUGCAUCACAGCACGCUGCACUACCACACCGGUGAGGAGUCCCGCCCCCCGUCACACACAGUGUGCGUGUACCGUGGAUGCGUCACGGCCAGGAAGCUCGAAUCUCCUGCAUCAGUCUGCCAAGAGGAAAUUUGUUGCUGACAUUGUUUUUGGGGGGGGGAGGUUCCAAAAUACUUGAAAUUGAGUGGCAAACCUGCUUGAAAUUUUGUGUGUGGCUGCCCUGUGUUUGCCUUUUCAAUGCAUUUUACCAUGUUCACAUUGGAGAGAGGAGCCUCCUAGCAUUGGCUUCGGUUUUUUUCUCUUUAGCCUCACUAGCAUUUGACGUGGGAUGUGCAGUUUUGUUGUUUCUCGUGAAUGUGGCUUCUCUUGAGUGACAGGACAAUUGUCUGUGGUUGAGUAAGAGGCUGAGCACCGCUUCAGUGAGGGCCAUCCAAACAUUGAAUCAUCACCUCCCAGAAGUAGAGAGAGAAACAAAACACCAAGAUGCCUGUGAGUAGACAGACAGCCCACACUGUGGUCACUGACUCCACAGCCUCAACAUGAAGGUCAGAGAUGCAUCGGGAACUAGCCGGCAUGGCUGGAAUGGCUUUCGCAGGCCGUGGGCGUGUAGCCUGCGCCAUCGAUGCUGUUUCAGCUAUGCUCAGCUGAUCAGUCAACAUCCCCUCUUACUCUGCUUGGCCAUUGUAGUCUGCGUCAUUGCCUCAGGCCUGUCAGCCUUCUUGCUGUAUGACCUGCCUGACUUUUCGGAUCCAGUUGCUGGUUUCGAACCACGGGGUACAACCAUAAGUCAGCGGUCUGUCACAUGGCAGAACAUACUGGACCAAACCGGGGCCAGUCAGCUUCUCUCUGUCUACCCGGCGCAUGGCGGCCGCCAUCCCAGCAGCCGGACAGAGGGUCCUCCCCUGCUGCUGCCACCCUCCACCCUGCCUAACGUGUCCACUAUCGCCUCUGUUUCCACGACCUCACUGCCGGUCACACCGGGCACUGCGGAGAGUUCCUCAGUGGGAGAUGGGCUUGGGGGUGCAGCCUCUGGGGUGGACGACAGCGACAGCAGCAGCUCCAGUGAAUGGCAGGAGCUGUACGAUGGGGAAUUGGCGAGUGGAUACGAGGACGUGAAUGAGUCAUUCUUCUGCUUCAACCCCUCCAGGGAGUAUGCCCGGAUAGUGUUUGAACCUGUCCACUCCAGUAAUCUGUUCACCUUACGGGGCCUGCAGUCAAUGUGCCAGCUGGAAAAAGGCAGUGUCCGCCAACAUCUGCAGUUUAUGAGGAGCUGCUACACAAACCGGGCUGGGGACUGCUGCCGCAGCUGGUCGCUGGGCAACUAUGUGGCGCUGCUGAGCAACCGGUCCAGCUGCGCCGAGAUCACGGCAGACGAUGUAGCGGCUACCCGGGAGCUUCUGCAGAAGUGCGCCCACUUCUACCGCAGCCGGAGCCUGCGGCCAGACUGCUGGGAGGCGCGGGACUGGCGGCCCUGCCCAUCCAACAUCCACCGGGACUGCAUCCGCCAGGACGCCGUCUACUCCGUCUUGCACUACCUGGCCGACGUGGAGUUCCUGAGCGUGGAGAAGCCCAACAAUGUGCAUGUGCGCAAUGCCAUGGUUAUCCUCCCUGUGCAUGCUGGCAACGACCUGCGGCCAAUCUACGAGGACAACUUUCGAGACAAGGACGUGGAGGACUCGGAAGUGCGUGUCUCGGGAUUGUUCUUCAACCUGAAAUAUGAUCUCUUUGAGGAGUAUCUAACAGCUGAGGCACUGUAUCCAUGUUUGGGAGUGGUCAUCAUCAUCCUGCUGAUGUGGAUGUACAUUGGAUCAUUGUUCAUCACUGUCAUGACAGUGCUUAGCAUGGCCAUGUCGCUCAUUCUUGCAUACUUCUUCUAUCGAGUCAUCUUUGGUAUCCCUUUCUUCCCGUUCAUGAACCUGACCACAGUCAUUCUUCUGGUUGGGAUCGGAGCUGAUGACGCCUUCGUGUACUGCGACAUCUGGAAGCGCACUCGCCGAGACCACGUCAACAGCCCUCACGUGCUGGUGGUCUUGGACACGCUGCGGCACGCCGCCGUGUCCAUGUUUGUCACCAGCCUGACCACGGCGUCCGCUUUCUUUGCCAACACCAUCAGCAGUAUCACCUCCAUCAAAUGCUUUGGCGUUUUCGCGGGGACGACCAUCCUCAUCAACUGUUUUUUCACUGUCACGUGGUUGCCUGCCAUUGUCACACUUUACGACCAUUACUUUGACAGCUUCUGUUCUUUUAGGAGAGACACAAGGGAGUACAGAACGUACAGGUGCAAACAUUUGUGGUACACUCGUAUCAUUUGCUGCAUGCACAAAAUUAGUUACUCUGUCAGCGAGUGGUCGCGCAUCUUCUUUGACAAGAUUUUACCCUGCGUUGUGGUCAAACUGCGGUACAUGUGGCUGCUUACAUUGAGCACACUAACACUUGGAGGGUUCAUUCUCAUUUUCUUAAACCCAAAGCUUCAAUUACCAACUCUACCAGAGUUCCAGUUGUUUCGUUCCUUGCACCCGUUUGAGCGAUAUGACUUUGUCUACAAAGAGAUGUUCUGGUUUGAAAAAGUCAAUAGCACAGGAUCACAGGGUUAUGCUCAUUUGCCUUUGACCAUUGUCUGGGGUAUCCUGCCCAAAGAUAGCGGCAGUCCCCUGGAUCCGGACAACAGGGGCACCAUCACGUUUGAUGAGACAUUUGACGUUGCUCUGCCGGACUCCCAGCAGUGGCUUGUAAAAUUCUGCGCCAGGUUGCGCAACCACACUUACUACUUUCCAACCUCAGGGCUGCAAUUCAAAAACUGUUUUAUAGAGAGCUUUAGGACUUGGAUGCAGACGAGAAGCUGCCUCGACCCCGAAACGGGGGAAGACCACAGACCGUGCUGCCAGGAAAGCACAUUCCCAUAUCCUCAAGAAGUCUUUAAGAAAUGCCUCAAAGAGGCAGUCCGUAUACUGUAUUAUAAGUACCCCAUGGCCUUCUUGAAGAAUACCCCUGGGCCUCGUUUCAGUGGCCCUGAAGACAAAAUUGUGGCUGCCAUUGUAGAGUUUGACAGCACACAAACUUUUACGUACUCUUUUGAAAAUAUCAAGACAUUUUGGACUAGAUUUGAGGAAUGGGUGACCUCGGAAAUGAGGGAAGCUCCGCCGGCCAUGAGGCAAGGAUGGUUCACCAGCUCCCUGGAUUUCUACGAUCUCCAGGACAACUUAGCCCACGGGACACCCAUUGCCCUGGGAAUGUCCAUCAUAAUCUCCUCUUGCGUCAUGUGCGUCACCACCCAGAACUUCCUGAUUAGCCUCUAUGCCAUCCUCUCCAUAUCUGGCACCAUAUGCGUCACCAUUGGGGCGCUGGUGCUCCUGGGCUGGCAGCUCAACAUCCUUGAGUCAGUCAUCCUGUCUGUGGCGGUUGGGCUGUCGGUGGACUUCACAGUCCACUAUGGCGUGGCCUACCGUAUCGCGCCAGAGAAGGACAGGGAGUCACGGGUGGUGUUCUCCCUGGGUCGCAUGGGAUCGGCCAUCACCAUGGCUGCGCUGACCACGUUCGUGGCUGGCGCCUUGAUGAUGCCCUCAUCCGUCCUGUCCUACACCCAGAUGGGCACCUUCCUGAUGCUGAUCAUGGCCAUCAGUUGGGUCUUCUCCACCUUCUACUUCCAGUCCCUGUGCCGCACCAUCGGCCCCGAAGGGUCUCUGGGACAGUUUCCGCUCCUGGGCAAGUCCUGCUGUGCACGGAGGAAGAACACUGUCAGGGCGGCCGAGGAUUCGGAGGCCAUCCAUUCCCACUCCUCAGAGGUGGCCAGCUCAGCCGAGUCGCACGAGCUGGAGCCCCUCAGCUCUUUUGCAGCAUCAGAUCUGAGCUCUGCUGCGCCCAGCACCAGCUCUCUGGGCACUUGUAGUAAAUUCCCCCGCCACCUCAAAGUGGCCCCCCAUUGCCCGCACCACGCCGCCCGGCCCAGACCGGACAGACCACUGGUCCCUGUGUCCAGCAGGCCUGCCCAUUCGGAGGUGAUAUGGGAGGGAACCGGUGGGUUUGUCACCCGGCUCUACCAGCCUGUGCCUCAGAGCGAAUCAUCCUCGGCUGUCAUUCUGCCAAACAGGAACCCAAACAUCCCUGAUAUCUGGGUGAAAAUGUGAUUUUCAAUGAAAUGCAUACUGUGCAAAGAUUUCUUUGAUUCUUGAUGAUGAUGGUUGACUUUGCUUAGAGGCAGAAACACAAUCUCGAUAGAUCAUGGGUAAAAUGGAUGUUUCAACUAAUUGGGAGAUGCAAUUAUCCUUUUGCUUGGCAGAGAGAAAUAAUCUGGGCAUUUUGUUUCCGCACAAUUCAUAAUGGAACAGCUACAUGUAAAUGUAUCUUAAAGGUACAGCCCAUCAUUUGCUCAUAUGAGGCGACAAUAGUGUUCCAAAUCUAAAGGUGCUUUAUAACUAACCUUUUGAAGUUUAAGCUCAGUGAAUGAUGUACAUGUAUAUUCUGAGAAAACCAAUGUUCUAGGAUCUCAAUUUCAAAUGACAAAUGCGGGACUGUGCCUUUAAUCACAUCCUCCAGCCAGGCAGAAGAAACAACUGUAACGUCCUGUUUUUGUGGUCAGAGGUAUUGAUCUCAAUAUUUAUGUGAAGAAAGUUGAAACGAAAAGAAUGAAAUACCGGUACUUAAAGAAAUUGCCAUUAUUAUGCUGGGUUGAACAUGCACUUGCACAUGGAAGUGAGGCAGAAAUAUUGUGUCGUAGCAAGUUUUUCUUUUUAAAAUCAUGUAGUUUUGCUGACGUUUUCUAUACAAAAUCUUGCAGGGUCUUGGGGUUAUAUUAGUCUCAUUGCAUAGUUGUUAGGUUUCAGGUGGACUUUUGUUUUUGCCAAGUCCUCGUAAGUCCAUCACAAGUCGAGUCAUUCUCAUGUGAGAAGUUAUUCCAGUGGACUGUACAUGUACAUGCGGGCUGUGAUGAGCAGACGUACACCGUGCCCACUCACUAAGAAAUAGCAGAAAGGCCGGGAAGACCGCUUAGUUCCUGCCUCCAGAAUUACCAGUGGAGGGAUCUAGAACAGUCUACCGGAACAUGUUCAUACAUGUAUAUGGUACAUGUCCCCUUGCUUAUGGGCACACCCGGUAAUGGUUAACUGGUAUUGUCGGCCCUAUGGGCAGGCUUUACUAGGUACAUGUACUUGUGCAUUCCUGAAACCCACAACAAAGUGUGUUCUUUGUUCAUCCCCUGUUAAAUAUGGCCCUUUUUUUUUUAUAAUUUGACUGAGAACAACUUGUAAUGUAUUUGACUACUUACACCGCAUGCCAAAACCUAAUCAAACUGGCCACCAUGCAGUGCCGGCAUCGAUGUGCGUCAUGGGUACGUGUAUAUCCCUUUAAAAGCUAGUAAAAACUUCGGAAUCAAUUUCUGACCUUUUUUGCAGCAACUUCGGUCACACAGACAGUAAAGUGAAAACUGCACUGCUUUGUCUGUCACAGGCACCUGUGACUGUUGCAUUUAUACCCCUGUUUGCCAAGGUAAAGACGCAAAUCUACAAGAAGUGAUUUACCUGUACAUAUAUGCAUGUACCCCAACUGUCAUGGCAUUUCAUAGCCUUGCUUACAUGUAAGCAUGCUGCUAUGGUAGAGUAAUGCACUCAAUUCCAGUGGCAUGAUGCUUCAAAAAGAUCUGAAGAAUGACUCAAUUUGCAUGCGGUGCUAAAUACUUUACAUGGGCACUGAUGCUCGGCAUACAUAUACAAAAAAAUGUGCGACACUUCGCCGGGGGGAGGGAGAAUCAAUGGAGGCAGCAACAGAAAAAUAAUCAAGAACCAAUUUCAGAAAAAUUUAACUAUAUGAGCUCAGAUUUGUAGAAAGAAUGAUUGUCCAUUACCAGAGUGAUUUUUAUAACACCAUUCUCCCCUAUUUAAAGCAGUUUUGGGUUGCAGCUGUUUUGUGUAUUUGGGCUUUUAAAAAAAUGUGUUUUGUACAAAAAUGCUAGUCUUGCAAAAUGUCAAUCUACAUGUAGGUGAUGGAACAUAAGGUAAGAUUGGACAUUUGUUUUUUGGUUGGAAUGCUUUGAUUUGUAAUGUUCACUGUCUACAGAUGUACAUGUAGGGUUGCAACAGGGUCUUCAAUUACUUGAAGGUUUUGUAUUUUAAUGAUUAUGAAUUGGAACAUGCAGGCAAAGGACUGUCUAAAAUGUUGAGAUAGCCAUUGUUAACAACUCUGAAACUAUAUUGGAAAUUGUAUUGGAUGCAUUGUGUUGCAUUGCACAUUGCCGAUUCUUACUUCCCUGCAGUGCUGUAGUGGAAUUCAUUCACCGUGGUCCACUCACAAGUGGAGGUGAGGUCAUGACCAGGGUAUUGCUUGGCCUUCCGCAACUCUGCCUGGUCGGUAUCAUGCCAGUGAUGCACAAUGGCCUCAUCUCGUUCAAAAAUGUAGCUGGACAGCUAGGAACAGAACAAGCCAAAUAGAGACUGUUGUUGAAGUGUCUGAAGAAGUGGAAAGAGUGCAGCUGCACAUGAUGCUUCAAGGGUGAAAUCAUCCAAGAACAGGAGCCACACCUACAAAACUACAGAUAAAAACUUUGUUACUUAUGUCUGAAUUUUUCACAUUUUCUGAAGUAACACAGUUGCAAGCCUAAAAUUUAGAGAAAAAAUUGCACUCAUUUUGAGAUCGCUUGUGCGAAUGUCCUAUCUUGAUAUCCAUAGGAUUAUUUCUCUGAAAGAACCCUCUGCAUAGUAUAUGAAUAAUGUGAAAAUCACACACCUGUGUCAGAUCUGGCUCUGCCUCCUCCUCUGCAGCAUCUCUGUGCAGUGCUACUGUCCCCUGACUGACUUUCCCCCAGGCCGGCUCCUUCACCAGUGGUGAGAACGGAGUUCAGAACCUUUCCAAACUCAUUCUGGAACUUUUUCAUUCAGGCCUCUGUUUAACCAGUAUAGUACUUCAGGGUUAAGAAAGUCUGUUAGGAAUCUUGACAAAAGUGUCAGAAAAAAGUUUAAAAAGCUGUGCUUAAACCUGAUCGGGGGUAACGCAGUUUGCACAAGUGAAACUUACCAAGACUAGUCGUAAGUAACGUGGGGAACAGUGGAAAAAGAAUGCUUAUGUCGCAUUUUAUUUGAAAACAUGGAGCUAGCGACUUUGGAGAAGACGAAGUGACUAAGUUUGGCUUGUAAUGGUCUGGGGAUGAACUUGAAUACAACACUGCUUCCCUGUAGCAUGAUUGGUCUAAUUCUCAGGCGGGCAUUAACGCAGUGCAUGCUGUUUACAUGUACCAGUGUCAGUAUUUGAAUUAGUGGACCCGGUGUCAGAGGUUUUAAGUACACAAAUUAACCAGGCACAGCUAUUUGAAGUCCAAGAAAAUGCCCAUAUAUCUGGUAGCGCCCAGUUUAAUAUACUGCAUACUCCCAUGGAUGCCACUGAAUAGUGGCUGUAGCCAUUUCCUGUGGAUACUGGUGUUAACAGCAGCCGUAGCCCAGCUACAUGUAUUUGGACACGGCUCAGUAAUCAAGUAAGAGAGGUAGUACUCAGACUUGCCAACUAGGUAAAAACUCAGGAAAGUUCAAGAGAUGACCGUACAUCUCAUCAGACUGCUGGUCUAUUGCUUCUCUCUCAUGCGCUCAUACGCAGUACUGUCCUACUCAAAGGAGGAUAUACUCAAACCGUUUGGGAAUCCCAUCGUCCGUCACUCAUUGUUUGGCAUUGGUUGCCACUCUCCCUGCAUUACUCACUGAACAUGACCUUUGUCUUCUGGCUGAAUGUGCAGCAGUUAACCAAUUCUGUCCAGGUCAGUAGUUCACUUAGUACUCAGUUACAAAAAGUCUACUGAUUACCGGUGAUGCAGGCGUGCUGUAGGGUCAAGUUCCAUAAUGGUCAACUAGAUAGUCCAACCAUCCACAGUUCGAGUGACAUUAGUCAGACUAUAGGUAACUACAUUUAUAUACUGUUGUCACUUGAACUUGGCCAUAGCUGGCAGUGUGUGAUGUGGUUAAGUUUAAACUAGGGAGCUACAUGUAUUUGCCAAAUAGAAUGUAGACAUAAAUUGACUGAUAUUGUGAUUAUGAUGCUGUUAAUUGUAUUGAUAGAGAAUAGCAUUAAUUGCAAAUGAAUGUAGACAGCAUCCAUGUACAGAAUCACUAGAAUUGAACGGAUCUUUUCUUCUGAAUUCUGUACACUAAUACUGAGCUGCGGCUGGGCGUAUUUCAUUCUGCUUUACUACUUCUAAUUGCAUGUAUGUCAUAAGCCCAUGAAAACAGUAGUCAGAAACCUUUUUUGAUGCCAAAUUGUUAUUUAAUUGUAUGAAAAGCACACCUUCACUCUUGUAAAUAUAAAAUAUUUAUAUUUGACUGCUUUGGAAUCAACUCACAGCAAUGCAAGCCUCAUUAUAUCUUUCUCCACAAGCUUUCACCUUUACUAUCAAAUAUGAUGUGUAUAUUUUGUAUCCGCAUUUCAAUGAGAAAAAUCAUGCCAAUAAAAUGAUCCAUGAAUUCAAUUAA